AUGUCGUUCGCCUCUCCCACCAAACGCCGUGUUCCCCCGCAGCCAUAUAUCCCCGCACAGGGCUGGCGGGUCGCCAACGCGGCGUCCCACCGUGUUCUCCCGCCAAUUUCGUUCGACUACGCGGGCCACCGGCCCGGCCAGGGCGUCUCCAUGCGCGACCUGCGGCUAAAGAGCACCGCGACGCCGCUGCUCGGCGCGGCAGACCCGGUCCUCGCGCCGAGCGGGCUCCAGCGGGUCGUUUUUCGCAUCAUCUGGCCGGGGUACGGACACGUUGAGUGGUGCCGCACGAUGCCCGUUGUCAGCCCAAGCGGUGCGCCAAUAACGCGCGUGGCGCUGGCUGUUCAAAUCGCCACGAGCUUCGCGAGCUGGUUUGAGAAGACGCAGUACGAGCAGCCCACAUCGCCCGAGUGGAUGAUCUCCCCCGCCUGCGUGCAGUUCAAGCACAUGUACCUCGUCUCGCUCGUCAACACCUUCGAGGAUGUGUGGCAGGCCGACGUCGCGCUGGAUGUUUGCUGA
This is a messenger RNA of Mycena indigotica, 516 nucleotides long. RefSeq lists its product as uncharacterized. The record is from RefSeq and is a predicted model, not a curated record. Lineage: Eukaryota; Fungi; Basidiomycota; Agaricomycetes; Agaricales; Mycenaceae. The transcript has 3 exons. The coding region runs from base 1 to 516 and encodes 171 amino acids.